AAACACCACAACAACAAACUCAAACACCACCACAACAAACUCAAACACCACUACAAACACCACUACAACAAACUCAAACACCACUACAAACACCACUACAACAAACUCAAACACCACUACAACCAACUCAAACACCACUACAACAAACUCAAACACCACUACAACAAACUCAAACACCACUGCAACAAACUCAAACACCACUGCAACAAACUCAAUCACCACUACAACAAACUCAAACCCCACCACAACAAAAUCAAACACCACCACAACAAACUCAAUCACCACCACAACAAACUCAAUCACCACAACAACAAACUCAAUCACCACAAACCGCCCCACAACAAUCGGGUCAAUCAAAUCCGGAUUCUAAAAAAGAUAAGCCAGCUACAUCACCCCCAUAUGUCCCUCCUCCUCGUGAAACUUCGACUCCUCCCAAAGCUGCGCCUGCUGCAAAGAAAAUUCCUAUUACCAAACAAUAUACAUCUUAUUCUGAUGUUUGCUCAAAUAAUCCAUCCUGUAAAACAGACACUAACAAACAAGAUAGCGGUAAAACCGAAACUAUAGAAAAUCAUGACCAUCAUAUCACGACUAUUAUACCGCCAGGCUACGAUAGUCAAACAAUAACUGCAUUCGUAACUAAAGUAGUCACAGUAACCGUUACAGUAUAUGUUCCAGGCUAUACAACUACUACUACUGAGGUCAAGGAUGGUGAAACAAUAUCCUAUGAAACUUACUAUCCACCAAGUACUAAGAUUAUCUUGGAAACUGUCACUUCUGUUGCACCCGCUGAUUUUGCGUUUGAUGAGAGUAAAGCAAUAAAAUUAGGUCAUUAUGGUUUGUUUGAUCGAAAUAAUGAUGGUUUAGUUAGUGUAGUUUUAAGUUUAUGGGUUGUAAUGUGGAGUUUA
Messenger RNA from Racocetra persica, 905 nucleotides. The record is from the annotation of a GenBank genome assembly. Lineage: Eukaryota; Fungi; Glomeromycota; Glomeromycetes; Diversisporales; Gigasporaceae.